AUGAACCGUUAUGCUUCAAUUUUUACUUUUCUCUUUGGAACAACGGGCAAUAUUCUUAAUACUCUGGUAUUUUCUCAACGGUCAUUUCGUUCAAAUCCAUGUGCAAUAUGUUUUCUUUUCUCAUCUGUCGCUAAUUUGAUUGCAAUUCUUUUUGGCGUUACUUCACGAAUGUUAAAUGGUUGGAGUGCUGAUCUAACAAAUACAGAUAGAUUUAUUUGUAAAUUUCGAACUUUUAUUCUCAAUGUAGCAAGACCAGUAGCAUUCUGGCUUAUUCUUCUAGCUGCCAUUGAUCGAUGGUUAUUAUCCAGUGCUAAUGCUCGUUAUCGGCAGAUAAGUACAAUGAAAAAUGCUAUAAGAAGUAUGAUUAUUAUUCUUAUUUCCUCAAUUGUUCUGUUUUCUCAUAUAAUCUAUUGUUAUGAACCAAAUAUGAUUGAUGAGCCAUUGCAAUGCUAUGGAAAAAACAUAACAUGUCGUCUUGUGUCAGCUAUACUGUUUGCAUUUGUAACUACUUUUUUUCCUGUAUUACUCAUGUUAAUAUUUGGCUUGAUGACAAUCAAUAAUUUACGUCAAUCAAAAAAUCAUAUUCAACCUGGUGAUAUAUCGCAUAGAAGAAAUCAAGAAUCAAACAAAGGAAAUCAACGACAACGUUUUAAUAAAAUCAAUAAUCAUCUGCUUGUUAUGCUUUUUGGACAAAUUGUACUUCUUUUUGUGUUAGGUCUUCCAUUGGGUAUUGAAAAAUUGUAUGAAGCAAUAACAAUGGAUAGACCAACAACUAAAGUACAAAUAGCUAUCGACAAAUUUGUUUACAAUAUUGUUUUACUUCUUAACUUUUUGGCUAAUGGAUCACCAUUCUAUAUUUACACAUUGGCCGGUGGAAAGGAAUUUCGAAAAGCAUUUUUCAAACUUUUAUCAGCAAUAGGACAGAAGAUAUAUGAUGCAAAAAGAAUGUUUCAUUUAUAA
Molecule: messenger RNA, 960 nt
Organism: Rotaria sp. Silwood2
Lineage: Eukaryota; Metazoa; Rotifera; Eurotatoria; Philodinida; Philodinidae
Source: the annotation of a GenBank genome assembly